UCUAUCCGAAACCAAAUUCCCUCCUUCCCUCGUUUUCUGCUCUCGCCUCCUCUACGUUCCAUAACGCCCUCUCUCUCUCUCUCUCUCUCUCUCUUUUUUUUUUUUUUUCCAAACCCUUUUCCCCUCCCUCUCACUUUCUCUCUCUAAACCCCACUCUUUCUCUCUCUAAAACCCUACACUGUACUCUCCUUCCUUCGGAUCCUUCUCCCGUUUCCCUCCAAUUUCCCCCCAAUUCCGCUGGCCCCACCUCCGCCCCUUUUCCCGCUUCCUCAUGUCCAGCGCCGCCGGAGUUCCCGACCGCCUCGCUUCGCAGCCGCGGGGGGCUGCCGGCGCCCCUGCCCUCCCGCCGCUCAAGCGCCACCUUGCCUUCGUCACGAAACCGCCCUUCGCCCCGCCCGAUGAGUACCACAGCUUCUCCAGUGCCGACUCCCGCCGCGCCGCGGAUGAAGCCGUCGUCGUUAGAUCUCCGUACAUGAAGCGGAAGAGUGGAAUGACUGACAGUGAAGGGGAGUCACAAGCACAAAAGUGGAGUAACAGCCCAGGAUACACUAAUGUUAGUAAUGUAACGAAUAAUAGUCCCUUCAAAACUCCUGUGUCUGCAAAAGGGGGAAGGGCACAGAAGGCAAAGGCUUCCAAAGAAGGCAGAUCAUGUCCUCCGACACCCAUGUCAAAUGCUGGUUCCCCUUCUCCUCUUACUCCUGCUAGCAGCUGUCGCUAUGACAGUUCCUUAGGUCUCUUGACAAAAAAGUUCAUCAAUUUGGUCAAACAUGCGGAGGAUGGUAUUCUUGACCUAAAUAAAGCAGCAGAAACUUUGGAGGUGCAAAAGAGGAGGAUAUAUGACAUAACUAAUGUUUUGGAAGGCAUUGGUCUCAUUGAAAAGAAGCUCAAGAACAGAAUACAUUGGAAGGGAAUUGAAUCUUCUACGUCUGGUGAGGUGGAUGGUGAUAUCUCUGUGCUUAAGGCAGAAGUUGAGAAACUUUCUUUGGAGGAGCAGGGAUUAGAUGAUCAAAUAAGGGAAAUGCAAGAAAGGCUGAGGAAUUUGAGUGAAAAUGAAAACAACCAGAAGUGCCUUUUCGUGACUGAAGAAGAUAUUAAGGGCCUGCCUUGCUUCCAGAAUGAAACUUUAAUAGCAAUUAAAGCUCCGCAUGGAACCACCCUGGAAGUCCCUGAUCCUGAGGAAGCUGUAGACUAUCCGCAGAGAAGAUAUAGAAUCAUUCUUAGAAGCACAAUGGGCCCCAUUGAUGUCUACCUUAUCAGUCAAUUUGAAGAGAAAUUUGAAGAGGUUAAUGGUGCUGAGCUCCCCAUGAUCCCACUUGCUUCCAGUUCUGGUUCCAAUGAGCAACUAAUGACGGAAAUGGUUCCUGCUGAAUGCAGCGGAAAAGAACUUGAACCUCAAACUCAGCUCUCUUCUCAUGCAUUCUCUGAUCUAAAUGCUUCACAGGAGUUUGCUGGUGGCAUGAUGAAGAUUGUCCCUUCAGAUGUUGAUAAUGAUGCAGAUUAUUGGCUUCUAUCAGAUGCUGACGUUAGUAUAACAGAUAUGUGGAGAACAGAUUCUACUGUUGAUUGGAAUGGUAUAGACAUGCUUCAUCCUGAUUUUGGAAUCAUUUCGAGGCCUCAAAGUCCAUCAUCUGGGCUUGCUGAAGUGCCAUCAACAGGAGCAAACUCUAUUCAGAAGUGAUUUCGGUUUGCCUAUGCAGAAAGUAUGGAUGGCCUUCAUCCUUUGCAGAGGGAAACUACUUCAAUAGAGUGAUUGUUAGCCUUGAGGAUGUAAACAGCCGUUGAAUGUCAAGCCGAGAGUGGUUGAUUUACCUAAGUUAAAUAAUUGACUCUGACAAAUAAACUUAGUUACAGUAGACAUACUAUGCUCGUAGAUGAUUUAGCUUGGAAGGUAGAGCAGUUGUGUUUACAGAAAAUGUUCCUGCUGUGAUAUGUAAACAAAGCAGUCUCAUAAUCAGUAUAUAUUGUCAUAUGAUUAGCCAUAUUUGAAGUAUGGAAUCGUGGUUCCAGUUUUUUGAAGAUGAGAGUUUCUACAUAUAUGCUGACUGCAAACGAACUAGAAGGGUGUACCGGAUAAUGUUAGGACUGAACCACCUCGUUAUUGAAUUAUCAUUCGUGUUGCUUGUAAACAAUUUCAUAAUCAUUAAUUAGUCUAAUGAUAAAAUUAUGUCAAUUAUUUUCCCA
Glycine soja is the source of this 2181-nucleotide messenger RNA. RefSeq names its product transcription factor E2FA-like. NCBI's taxonomy places the organism in Eukaryota, Viridiplantae, Streptophyta, Magnoliopsida, Fabales, Fabaceae. Bases 272 to 1678 code for a protein of 468 amino acids. The transcript is spliced from 14 exons. Gene Ontology annotation, cellular component: RNA polymerase II transcription regulator complex. The record is from RefSeq and is a predicted model, not a curated record. Gene Ontology annotation, biological process: regulation of transcription by RNA polymerase II. Gene Ontology annotation, molecular function: RNA polymerase II cis-regulatory region sequence-specific DNA binding; protein dimerization activity; DNA-binding transcription factor activity, RNA polymerase II-specific.